GUCCUCUUUUCAAUCACCGGAGACGUCGACCGCUGCUCCAUGGUGCCAUGAAGAGUUCAGUUAGCUGAGAUGCGGCAAGCCGCAGGCCGUGCGGCCAUGGCCUGGCGGCACGGCGUCGGAGCGGUUGGCCGGAGUGAGCGGCGCGGCUGGCGUGGCGCCGCCUUCAUACCAGGCCGGAAGAAUCCCGGAGUUGAGACCACCGCUCAAGUUUCGGCACAUCUUCUGGGCCAGUCGAUCCGGCUCCGGCAGCUGCGGGAGCGCUUGGCGGAGCUGGGUGGGCAGCUGACCACCUGGCAGGGUCAGGUGCUGGUUUGCAGCGGCAGCAACUCCGAGCCCAAUUGCAGCGCGGUGUUUCUGGCGAAUGGCUGUGUGGUUUGCUGGCACACUUCGGAAACCACCCAGAAGCAGCUGCUGCAGCUGGCGGCGGAGUGCCCUGCCACCCGCCGGGGUCCAGUGAACCUAGGCGCCCUGCAGCUGGUCUUGGAGGGGCGCCUGCAACCGCAGGAAGAUGGUGAGCCUAUUGCCUCCGAAUCCAUGGAGCUGCUGGAUGCUCCGGCAGGCGCCAGCACACAGCUCAAGUCUGACGGCUGCCUUCACUUGAGCAUCGACCCGGAGGUACGAAGGACUCAUCAGGUGGCGAUCUCCUUGGGUAUGGCAGUAGCGGUGCGACUUGAAUCCCUCGAAACGAAGAUCGAGAGGCAGCUGGAGAGCGACUGGAAGGCGUUGCAGAAGGAGGUGGCUCGCCUGGAAGACCCGUGGACCGUGAGCACCAGCCUAAAGGAUGUGUCUCAUCGGAUUUUCAAGUAUGAGCACAUGCUUCACAGGAUGCGCUACGAGCUGAAUGCAGAAGCAGGGCUUUUGGAUCCUCCGGAGCUGCUUUGGGAGCAGCCGAUCGCCGAAAAGCUGCACGACCAGGUCGUGGCCCACUUCGACGUGCGCCGCCGCACCACGCUGCUGAACGAGCGGUUGAGCUACUCGCUGGACUACUUGCACACGCUGGGAGAGCACGUGAGGCACCUGUACUCAGUGCGGCUCGAGAGGAUGAUCAUCAUUCUGAUCACUUUGGAGCUGGGCGUUGGCAUCAUGGGUUUGUCCGCUGGCCUUCCGCCACAUGGCGUCGUCGUGCAAGAGGUGCAGUGAUGCUGAGCGACAGCAGCUAGGUGCCAUGUUGCGGAGUUGGGCCAAAGUGCCCAAACCGCGUCUCGGUGGACGUUUGAAUCGGCC
Molecule: messenger RNA, 1224 nt
Organism: Effrenium voratum
Lineage: Eukaryota; Dinophyceae; Suessiales; Symbiodiniaceae
Source: the annotation of a GenBank genome assembly